Orbicella faveolata is the source of this 1948-nucleotide messenger RNA. RefSeq lists its product as uncharacterized. The record is from RefSeq and is a predicted model, not a curated record. Lineage: Eukaryota; Metazoa; Cnidaria; Anthozoa; Scleractinia; Merulinidae.
AUUUUCUUUCUUUGUUUGGUUGCAGCACCUAAGCACACGCCGUUUUGCGGCAGUAAUUGCACAUUUCAACACCACAAGCUCCUGCUAAGCCUCCUCAAGUGUUCCAAUUACAAUUAUGGCGCAGCUACAGCUUAUCUAGACUCCUUCAUGAAACAAGUUAAUGAAUACGUGAAUCAACUGGGAAAGUUCUCUUGUGUACGCGCUAAUGCCGACAUCCCUGACCCGGUCGCUUCCUUUAAGUAUCCCUUGGUCCACUGGGCCUGCGUCCUCGGCAAAUUCAAAGUGCUGGAGAGGUUGGCAGCCAUGAAGGAAUUCAAUCUAGGCGUGCAGUCUGAACGCACUGGCGAGACCGGGCUGCACCGAAUGCUGCUGUCCCUUGACCGGGCCAUGGUACGGAAGAAAAGCCCCAGCAAGACCAUUUUAGAGGUCUUUUCAAAGACACUGAGAACGCUAACAGAAAACCUUCCAAGACUUAUCACGAUUUGUAACAAGGAGGGUGACACGCCCUUUCACUGUUUGGCAAAAGUGAUCCUCGAUUGUACGGGCGAGUUGGAGAGAAUGAACACGUAUGAAGGUUAUUUUGAACGUUUGGUCAAAGAGUUGACCCGUCUGAGAUCAACCGGAAAACUCACGCCGGAUGUUGUACGAGAACUUCUUUUGAAGACCAACAACAGCCAGGAGACGUUUCUGCACAUCUUGGCCUGCAGACACGGGGUGGGGCAUCGCGUUAUAAAGAGCGUCCUGAAAAACAUCGACCCGGAAAUCAUGGAAGUCCUUAAGGAAACUGUUGACGCCCAAGGCAAAACCCCGUCUGAUCUCGCCGAGGAUUUGAGCUCGUACGAAAUGGCGGGAAUUCUUCGGCCACGGGACCAAGAUUGGAACAACGUAGGUGGUAAUGAUGACCCUGUGGAGGAGUUCCCUGAGGAAGAGCUCCCUCAGGGGGAGCUCCCUGAGGAGGGGCUCCUUGAGGAGGAGCUCCCUGAGGAGAAGCUCCCUGAGGAGGAGCUCUCUGAGGACGAGCGCCCUUUGAAGGACCUACUGCAGACCCCUGAAAAAGAUGCCCCACCAGACUCUUCGCCCAUACAUUCACCACCAGCUACCCUUUUUCACCCUAUGGAGUAUGCAAUGAGUCCCGUCAUUCCAGAUGGCGCUGCUGCUCGUGUCAGGCUGUUUACAGUCAAGAAGGAACCUGGAGAAGUAGGUCAUUUAACGGCGCCUUCUAGAGAAAGCCCAGUCAUAGUGAACGACUUGCCUUGUCCUUCUGACAUUUCGGAUAACACGCCAUUGCCUCCGGUCGUGAAGACGUCGCCCGGAAAAGCAAGCUCUACGUCACUUCCGCCAGCUGAUGACGGCAUGGUCGUUGCGGCUUCCUGGUCAGCCAAUGGUAACUCUGGAAAUAACACUGAGUCUGCGACAACCAAUCACAUUAAGGUUACCAAUGUAGCACACCCUACAGCAAAUCAGAGCAAGAACAACAACGAAGAGUCUUCCAUUAUCUCCGGUAUUAGGACCAUGCCUCGAUCUGAGAAGAAGAACUUCUUGAACUCCUUGCACGCCAAGUUUCAACAGGAGUUGGUCCAAGCUCGGAGGGGUCUGGAGGAGAAAGAGGAGGCCCUCGCGCAAGUGCGUCAGCGGAUUACCAACACGGAGGAACGGAGACAGAAGCUGCUGCAAGAACUCCAAGAAACCUGGAACGAGAUGACUGAGGCCACGCGAGACGAAGGUAUGCUACAGGCGGAAAUUACGGCGAAGAAAAGGGAUUGCGAAAGAUUCGAAGCGGAGCUGACCAAGUAUGAGGCUUCGCUGAAAGCGAUAGUUGAGUAACUUGUAGACAAACCUUAACUUCGAUAUUUCAAAUACAGUGAAAACCCACGUGUAAGAACCUAAUGGCGGUUUAGGAACCUGCUGGCAGAAAUUUGCAAUUUUAAUACCCAAAGGUGUAAGAACC